AUGUUACAUGAAUUCACCUAUCAAGCCAUGGCUAACGACCUUUUGCCAAUUGUAAACGGUCAAAAAUAUACAUAUAGUUACGUCGAUGAUGAUGGUGCUCCAGCAGAUAAGGAUGCUAUGCUAGACGAAACCGAUACGAUAUGGGUUGGUAUACGGCAUAAACACAUGAAGGACUGCAUCGAUCAACUUAUGACAGAUUUCAACAAAUUUUUGGCCAAAAAUCCCCGAAUAAUAGUUUUUAUAGCCGGUGGUGUGACAUAUUCAGAACUCCGGACUGCAUAUGAAAUCACUGAAAAACAUCGUCAAGAUGUCAUUAUUGGUUCAACGCAUAUCAUAACUCCUCAGAAAUUCGUUGAAGAUAUGUCACUUCUUCACAAUCCGCCUACGCAGUCUUAUUCACCACCAAAGUCAAGACCGUUACCUGCUCCUCCGAAUGUACCAGCUGCUCAAAAUUAUAAUCAAUAUAAUAAAUCACCAUCUGCUUAUGGUAAUUAUUAUCCGCAAGGUGGUCAAUAUUCACAACCUCCAUACUCACAGCAAGGCACUUUUCAAGGAGGCAACUAUCAACAACAAGGAAAUUAUUCUUACAAUCAAUCAAAUCCCG
Racocetra fulgida is the source of this 604-nucleotide messenger RNA. Lineage: Eukaryota; Fungi; Glomeromycota; Glomeromycetes; Diversisporales; Gigasporaceae. The record is from the annotation of a GenBank genome assembly.